Messenger RNA from Emericellopsis atlantica, 3120 nucleotides. RefSeq names its product heavy metal tolerance protein. Gene Ontology annotation, molecular function: ATP binding; ATP hydrolysis activity; ABC-type transporter activity. The record is from RefSeq and is a predicted model, not a curated record. Gene Ontology annotation, biological process: transmembrane transport. Lineage: Eukaryota; Fungi; Ascomycota; Sordariomycetes; Hypocreales; Bionectriaceae. The coding region runs from base 1 to 3120 and encodes 1039 amino acids. Gene Ontology annotation, cellular component: membrane. The transcript is spliced from 3 exons.
AUGGUGGCUUCUGGGCCGGCUCAGGCCGCACUGGGCUCGCCCAAUGGCCAGAACCAUACGAUCACGCCGAUUGACGAAAACUAUCUGUCCGAUCGAGUCCUCCGACGGACGCAGUAUCUAUACUCGGCCAUCCUCCUAGUCGCGUUCGUAGGCUUAGCUGCCUGGUACAGUGUCUACAACGCGAAGAAGACGGACGAUGUCGUCGAGUCCACCGUCAAAGGCCCAGGAGGCAAGCCUCUUCCCGUCACGCGCACCAGGAAGAAGGAUGAUGGAGAGCGCAAACUCGGUCCCCAUUUCGGGCUACUGGCAAAGAACGUCUUCCGAGUCCUAGCAGCCGGAGUAUUCCUGGCCUACGUUGCCAGCGACGUGCUGGUCGCUCGUCACGCCUUCCAGUACGAUGAUCCAUAUCGGUGGUCCAAAUCAGGGCUGAGUUGGGGCGGCGAAUGGUCGGUGGUUCACCUCCUUGGUGCCACGUUCUUCCACCUCUACAUUUUCGUCUCGCUCUUCGACUGGCGCAAGGGGCCCAAUGUUGUGCAUCUUACAGUGUGGAUCCUGGCGCUUGCCGGAGAAAUCACAAUCGCUACUACGACCUACAAAGCUGCCGUCGAAUGCCACGCCGACCGUGAGCCAUACGCCCCUGGUGCCAGGACCCGCGGCAGAGAGACUUGCUUAGACUACUGGGCGAAAGUCGAUCUCGUUCUGUAUUUCAUACGUAUGCUGUUCCUAUUGGCCCUAUGCGGCUUCUUUGGAACUGCCUGGAUCAACAAGGCUUGUAGUCGAUCGGAGUCGAAGCUCGAGGACGGCCCUUCGGAGACCGAACGAACUCCCCUACUGAAUGGUCACCAACGAUCAUAUGACUCGCAGAAUGGUCAUCCGAAUGGUGGCGCUGAGACCAAUGGCGACCACGUUGUCAACGGGACAGUCAAGACGCAUGAUGCGCAAGGCCGACGGAAGCGAGGGCGUACCAUUUCCAAUGCCAAGAAGCCAACGGCCCAGGUCAAGGAUGGCGACGACGGUGCGGCUUUCUAUCGUCAGAAAAAGCUAACGCACAAAACCUGGUGGGAGUAUAUGCGCGGCUACACGCUCUUUUUCCCAUACCUAUGGCCCAAGGACUCUAGGAAGCUGCAACUCAACGUCUUGCUCUGCUUCAUCCUUGUCAUUCUUCAACGCCUCGUCAACGUCGCUGUACCUCGACAGAUUGGGCGGGUCGUGGACAAACUUGUCUUCGCCGUUGAGGACGUCAAGGCAGGCAACCCCUUGACUCUCGACUCGUUCCCACUCGCGGACAUGAUGCUCCUGGGCGCAUUUUGGACCCUCCAGGGACAAUCUGGGCUUCUAGGCGCUCUGCGUUCGAUGCUGUGGAUUCCAGUUUCUCAGUAUUCCUACCGUGGGCUGACGACCGCGGCUUUUAACCACGUCCACUCACUGAGUCUUGACUUCCACUUGUCAAAACGGACAGGCGAGGUUCUCUCCGCACUCAACAAGGGCUCAUCAAUCAACAACUUCCUCGAGCAGGUCACCUUCCAGGUGUUUCCCAUGCUUUUCGACCUUCUCUUGACCAUCUCCGUCUUCUACUUUGAGUACGGCCCGCUCUAUGCCGAGAUCAACGCCGUAGGUACCUGCUGGUAUCUGUACAUGACCAUCAAAAUGGCGUCUACCAGGGCUGAUCAGAGGCGUGAGAUGACCAACGCUGAUCGCGAGGAGGAAGCGGUGAAGAACGACUCUAUCUCUAGUUACGAGACGGUCAAGUAUUUCAACGCCGAAGGGUUUGAAGCUCGCCGUUACAGGGAGAAGGUUGGGCUGUUCCAAGAUGCGGAAGCAAAGGUUCAGUUCGGCAUGGUCAAGAUGAACAUUUGCCAAGCUAUCGUGUAUAACCUCGGAAGAGUUCUGGCGGCCACUGUUUGUGGCUGGCAGGUGGCUAUGGGUGUUCGCACGCCAGGGCAGUGGUUCACGAUCGUCUCCUACCUCACCCAACUGCAAGGUCCGCUCAACUUCUUCGGCACGUUUUAUCGCACAGUGCAGCAGGCCAUGAUUUCUGGAGAACGCCUGCUUGAACUUUUCAAGAUCCAACCAACAGUUGUUGACACGCCACACGCCAAACCCCUCAAAAACUUCACCGGUCGCGUUGAGUGGAAGAACGUGUGCUUUGCAUACGACUACCGGAAGCCAGCCCUAAAGAAUGUCAGUUUCAAAUGCGAGCCUGGAACGACCACAGCCUUUGUCGGUGAGUCCGGAGGCGGCAAAUCGACGCUGUUUCGACACAUGUUUCGCUACUACGAUUGCGACUCUGGCUCCAUUGAACUCGAUGGACAGAAUGUCAAAGACCUCACGAUUGACUCCGUACGGCGCAACAUUGGGGUCGUUCCUCAAGACACCACGUUGUUCAACGAGUCCAUCAUGUACAAUCUCCGAUAUGCGAAGCCUGACGCAACUCGACAGGAGAUUGAGGAAGCCUGUCAAGCCGCAAGAAUCCACGACAAGAUCAUGUCCUUCCCAGACGGGUACGAAUCCAACGUCGGUGAACGCGGUAUGAGAUUGAGCGGGGGUGAGAAGCAACGUGUUGCCAUUGCACGUACUAUUCUCAAGAACCCCGAGAUCAUCAUGCUGGACGAGGCCACGUCGGCCUUGGACUCACAUACCGAACAAGAAAUCCAAGAGAACGUAUGGAGCGUUGGGCAAGAUAAAACUCUCUUGAUCAUCGCACACCGACUGUCAACAAUCACACACGCGGAUCAAAUUAUUGUCUUGCACGCCGGAGAAGUUGUUGAGCAGGGUACCCACGAUGAGCUCCUCUCUAGAGGCGGGCGUUAUGCGUCCAUGUGGCGUAGGCAGAGCCAAGCUGAGAAGGCCGAACGUGAGGCUAGUGUCGCCACGAAGAAAGCCCAGCGGGCGGUGAAAAAGGCGAGGCUGGAUCAGGUCUCUGUCGAUCUCGGCAAGAUUCAUAACAGGCACAACUCGGGAUCGUAUCAAGACCAUGACUGCCACGACGCCAACCAUGAAGGCACCGAGGAAGGUUCCUCCCAGUCGAGCACAUCUACGUCCAGUUCGGAUUGCGAGUCCACCCACUCGGCCGAGGCACGAAACGAGGAAGAUCCGAAGCCCCGUUCCAGCCACGGCUGA